This is a messenger RNA of Phaeoacremonium minimum UCRPA7, 1011 nucleotides long. RefSeq names its product putative aldo-keto reductase protein. Gene Ontology annotation, cellular component: cytosol. NCBI's taxonomy places the organism in Eukaryota, Fungi, Ascomycota, Sordariomycetes, Togniniales, Togniniaceae. The record is from RefSeq and is a predicted model, not a curated record. Gene Ontology annotation, molecular function: aldose reductase (NADPH) activity. Bases 1 to 1011 code for a protein of 336 amino acids. The transcript has 2 exons.
AUGUCGACGUCAGCUCAGGAGGCCGCACCUUGGCCGCCCCUGCAGGAGAAGCUUAUCUUAAAGGGCUAUGAGACGACCGCUAUGCCAACACUCAUAUAUGGCACUGCUUGGAAGGCUGAAAAAACAGCCGACUUUGUGUACAAGGCCAUCAAGGCUGGCUUCCGGGGUAUUGAUACUGCUGGUCAGCCCAAGCAUUACAAAGAGCCUCUAGUCGGCGAGGGGAUUCGAAAGGCAAUCAAUGAGGGAAUAGUUACUCGAAAGGACCUCUAUAUUCAAACAAAAUUCUGUCCAGUUGGCGGUCAAGACCCCAACGACAUGCCAUAUGACCCUCAUCUACCCAUAACCGACCAAAUCCACGCCUCCAUCGCCUCAUCGAUUCGCAACCUCGCCACGCCUGAUCAGGAGACGCCAUAUCUCGACUGCGUGGUGCUGCACUCCCCCUAUUCCAAGGCGCGCGACACCCUCACUGCCUACCAAGUACUUUCCUCCUACGUGCCGCACUCCAUCCGACACCUCGGGAUCAGCAACGUCACGCUCGCAGAACUGCAGGCUCUCGUCGCCUCAGCAGACGACGGCGAUGUCGACAUCUCCGGCGCGCCGCUUCUGCCCCCGGCCGUCGUGCAGAACCGCUUCUACCGCGCGACCGCCUACGACGGCAAGCUGCGCGCCUGGUGCCGCGAGCGCGGCAUCGCCUUCCAGUCGUUCUGGACCCUGAGCGCCAACCGCGACCUGCUGCGGCACCCGGUCGUGGAGGCGGCGCGGCAGGCGGCGCAGGCGGGCGUGGGCGCCGAGCAGAACAUCACCAUCGACAAGGCCGUGGCGCUGUAUGCGCUGGUGCUCGGCCUCCGCGGCACGGCGAUGCUGGACGGCACUACGGACGAGGAGCACAUGCGCGGGGACGUCCAGGGGCUGGAGGCGGUGCGGAGGUGGACGGAGGGUGAGGGUCGAGAGACGUUCGGGCAGCUACUUGAGGACUUUAGGUGGGUGAUUGGAGAGGGCGGCCAGGCCUAG